CAAGGAGUUGCCAAGGCCACGUUAAGUUUAGACAAAUACUUUUCGUCGUUUCGGUCGCUAGCCGGACAGACGCCUCCCGACGUCGAGACAGAGAACACCCGCCGCCCGCUCGCCAACACACAUGGCCAACCCAGGCUCGCUCGCUCGCCUCGUGUCCCUGAUGGUGAUCAUCAUGGCUGGCGCGGGGUCUUCGGAGCUGCUCGAACUCUCCUACACGUACAACGUCGACGCUCCAACCUCUCCUAAACUCACGCCCUUCACGUAUAAAGUCCUCAAGAAAGGGUACAACGACUUCGGCGUCUGGGUGGAGUUAAAUGAGUUUUGUGCUUCGGAGCACUCGGGGACGCAUCUGGACGCGCCCGUGCACUUCGCCAAGGACCGCUGGGGCGUCAGCGACAUCCCCCUCGACCGCCUGUGGAGGGUGCCCGCUGUGGUCAUCGACGUGUCCCGGGCCAUCGAGCGGUCCGGCCAGAUCGACUACCCUAUAGCGGUGAAGGACCUCGAGGCCUGGGAGAAGGUGCAUGGCGUGAUCCCCGACCACACCCUCGUCCUCGUGCGCACGGGCUGGGGCCUCAAGAGCGGCGACCUGCAGGCGUAUUCCAACGUGGACGAAACCAAUACCAACCACUUCCCCGGUCUGAGCAAGGAGGCAGCGACCUGGCUAGCCACCCACGGACAGCGACACGGACACCGCACAGGCAUCGUGGGCGUGGGCGUAGAUACGAUCUCUGUGGACGUGGGAAAUUCGACGAGAUACGGCGCCCACGAGGCUAUGUACUCGCGGAACCUCUUUGGACUGGAGAACGUCGCUAACAUGCAUAAGCUUCCCCCCUCGGGUUUCCGCGUCACCAUCCUGCCCAUGAGGAUCGGCGGAGGCAGCGGCGCCCCCGCUCGCAUCGUCGCCGAGCUGGACCAGCGCGCCGAGCCCCUCGCCAGCUCCUCCUCCAGGAACGCGGGCGUCUCCCUGGCAACUCUCCUGCCCGUGUUCCUGCCCGUGCUGAUCGCGGCGGUGUUCGGGAAGAAGGGGGCGUAGACUGGAUGGGCGUGCGGAGUCUGGAUGGGCGUGCGGAGGGUGGAUGGGCGAGUGAAGGCCUAGGGUAAACCUGCUGUGUGUUGGACUUGAUACAGAUAAUAUGUAUUAUUUUUGAAAAGUGAUUAAAUUUUCUUAAUUCAUAUAUGAUACAUCAGAUCACAUAUGAGAGAUAUAUUCUAUUAUCAUCUCAUGUUAAGACAUUUGUUGCAAUAAAACAUCAGGUUGAAGUUUCAGUAUGUGAGAUGGAAAUAAAGGUUAGUGUGUUUGUAACUUUAGAUAGAUUUUUCUUUUCGCAUGUCCGUCAGAUAUGAACUUUUCAUGGAGAAAAGGACUCAGGAAAUGUGUUCAUGUAAUUACUAAUAAAUGGAAUAUUUGGUGUGAUUAAAGCAUGAAACACAUA
Molecule: messenger RNA, 1433 nt
Organism: Penaeus indicus
Lineage: Eukaryota; Metazoa; Arthropoda; Malacostraca; Decapoda; Penaeidae
Product: isatin hydrolase-like
Exons: 6
Coding region: 122-1033 (303 amino acids)
Molecular function (GO): arylformamidase activity
Source: RefSeq, a predicted model, not a curated record